AUGAAGAUCCCCACUCUCUUCUUGGCCUCCUGUCUUUUGGCCAGGGCACAAAAUGAAGCCCCCUUGUUUAGUCCCAACCGAGUUGGCAACUAUCUCUGUGACAUUUAUCUGGCACCCUCAGACAUUGGUGGAUGGGGAGUCUAUGCUGGCCGCGACUUUGAGGGAGGGGAAGUAGUGGAAAUUGCACCCCGAUAUGUCCCUCUCAAAACCACCGAAUUUUUGCACAACAAUGCCUUGAAUGACUUUCAUUAUGGUUUCACCUUUCAACGAGAUCCAGAAGAGACAUCCUUUGGUGCCGCCAUUUUUGGAAUGUCCAUGUUUUACAAUCAUGGAGUGGGAGCCCAACAAAAUGUCUUCUACACUAAUUUUGGCUUUGAACCCAACAAACACAUGCCAUGGGGGUCCAUGAUGCUUGGCUUUGUGGCCAGUCAUGAUAUUCGACGAGGUGAAGAGUUGCUAUCAUCCUAUGGAGAAACUGAACAGUGGUUUACAUACCGUGACUUAGAGAUGGCACAACGAGACGAGCAAGUGAUUCCAUCUCUGGAGAAAUUGGCCAAGAUGGAACAACAACAAUGCGCAAAAUCAAUUGCAGGAAUUGGGCAUUCCACUUGGAUUGAUCGCAUUGUAGCAGCGGAAGACAUCUAUGAAAUCAAUUUUCCUUACAUUGAAAAGGAGGAAAUGCUCCCGUUACAAGAUCAUCCAACGGCAGUUGCCAAGGAAUUCGUGCAGGAUGGUUCUCUCAUAGAACAGGCUCCAGCGCUGGUGGUCCCCAUGGCCACUUUUAAAGGCUCGCCACUGGAACCCAUGAUAAUUGCUUGGACUGAUUUGGAUCCAUCACUGCAGGAGGUGGUUCACGAUUUGCGAGCAAAGGGUGUUUACAGGAUGAAAGGAAUUGACACAGAAACUGGACGUCUUGCCCCAGAUGUCUUAGAAUUCUUUGAGGACUCGGCAAUCCUUCCUGCAGCAGGCCACAUUGGCUUGGUGCGCAAAGUGGGACCUAAUGGUGACAGCAACUGUCAUUUGGGCAUUGAAUCUGCUGCAAGGGAUAUAGAGAAUGCUGACAUUGGAAGCUCUGGAAUCAUUUUGAAAUUGUAUGCUACCAGAGAUAUACAGCCAGGAGAGGAACUGUUGCUGAACCUUCCUGAUUCCAGUUCCUGGAAGACCAAGAUGGAUCUUUCACAGCAUUUGGGACUCACUGGACAGCCCAUUCCGAAGCAUCUUGUUGACACUUACAAUCCUGGAGUUGACUUGCCAUUGGAUGACGAGGAAGAACCAGAUUUGUGA
Messenger RNA from Seminavis robusta, 1284 nucleotides. NCBI's taxonomy places the organism in Eukaryota, Bacillariophyta, Bacillariophyceae, Naviculales, Naviculaceae. The record is from the annotation of a GenBank genome assembly.